UUUGGCUAAUUUUGAUAAUUAGCCAAAAUAGGACAACCGAAGGGAUGACAACCAGCUAGCAAACGGGUUCUCCCGCAUCUUCUCAAUCUCGUUAAUGAAAAGAAUGCAAAAACAAUAAAACCUUUUAUAUUUAUGGCAUCAUUAUGUCCCUUCGGGUUGAUUACAUGUAAUUCUGCUAGUUCAGAAGUGUAAAGAUGAGAAUGAAGGUGGCUCAAGUGUUGCAUAUGAAAGGUGGCACUACAGAAGCAAGCUAUUCAAACAAUUCUUUAUAUCAGCAAAAGGUGAUUUCUUCAACAAAGCCCAUAAGAGACGAAGUUAUAACUUGCUUAUAUAAAGAAACAAUCCCUCGAAGCUUAGCAGUUGCAGACUUGGGUUGCACAUCUGGGCCAAACACUUUCUCUGUGAUUUAUGAAUUGAUUGAAACUGUGGAGAAGCUUUGCAGAGACCUAAACCAUGAAUCCCCAGAAUACAUUACCUUCUUAAAUGACCUACCAAGCAAUGACUUCAACACAGUCUUCAAGUCUCUUGAAAGCUUUAAACAAAAGCUAAGUAAGGAAAUGGUAGGUGGGAAGCAGACUGGUCCAUGUUACAUCGCUGGAGUUCCUGGUUCUUUCUAUGGCAGGAUUUUUCCUACUAAAUCUUUGCACUUUGUUCAUUCCUCCUAUAGUCUUCAUUGGAUGUCUCAGGUACCUGAGGGUGUAGAGAAUAAUAAGGGCAACGUUUGUAUGACAAGAACAAGCCCUUUAAAUGUGUGCAAUUCUUACUACCAUCAAUUUCAAAGAGAUUUCUCAAUGUUUCUUAAGUAUCGUGCUCAAGAAGUAGUUGAAGGGGGUCAUAUGGUACUUACACUCUUGGGAAGAAGCAGUGGUGAUCCAUCAAUGGAAAAAUCUUGCCACAUUUGGGACAUUGUAGCUGAAGCACUUAAUCAAAUGGUCUUGGAGGGAAUAAUAAAGGAAGAUCAAAUGGAUUCAUUCAACGUUCCUUUCUAUACUCCGUCCGCAUCUGAAUUGGAAUCAGAGGUUAAGAAAGAAGGGUCCUUCGCUAUUAAUCACUUGGAGGCAUUUGAAACAAGUUGGGAGGCUGCUUGUGAUGAGAAACGUAAUGACAGUAAAGAGUACCAAAUUACACAAUUCAUGAGAGCUGUGGCUGAACCUUUGCUUAUGAACCACUUUGGAGAAUCCAUAAUGGACGAUGUUUUUCAAAACUGCCAAGAUAUAUUAGCAGAUCUUAUGUCUAAGGGAGACCUUGUCCAUGUGAGUCUCUGCAUAUCUUUGACUAGAACAAGUUGAAGAAGAAGCAACAUGUGUGUGUGUGUGUGUGUUUCUAUAACACACCAGAUAUCAUUAAAAC
Messenger RNA from Neltuma alba, 1350 nucleotides. Its product is annotated as salicylate carboxymethyltransferase-like. The transcript is spliced from 5 exons. Gene Ontology annotation, molecular function: methyltransferase activity. The record is from RefSeq and is a predicted model, not a curated record. Bases 195 to 1289 code for a protein of 364 amino acids. NCBI's taxonomy places the organism in Eukaryota, Viridiplantae, Streptophyta, Magnoliopsida, Fabales, Fabaceae.